UCCACUUUAACCAGUGGGGAUUCACACAUUUGCCAUUCUCUGGUUAUAGUAUAUUUAUUGCCACUACUUCUACGUCAACCCUAUCGGGUUAUUUUGUCGUUUCCGCAGUGAUUAGGCCUGCUUCUUAAAUUCCCACGGAUGCGUUUGCGGAGGAUUACUGACUCUUUCUCCACUGCGUGGAGUCGGGGAUACAUAAAGCGUAGUAUGGUGGUAUAUUUAGCACGGACAUCACCAUUUUAUAUUUCCCCCUCGUACCACCCCUCGAAUAUUCUCAAACGAUCCCAGUUGGUGACCGACAAUCAAUUCGAAUAUUAUUUACAGUUAUUUUUUGCCUCAUCUGUUGGAGUGAUUUACGAUUGGGCACUGACAUUUGGACAAGAGGUCGAACUGGUCUGGAAGAAACGCUGGUCACUCAUGACUGUGUUAUGUCUCAGUGUUCGCUAUAGUGGGAAUACUCUACGCUGCCAUCAAUAUGCUGAACAAUCUUCCGUCACUCUCGCUGACAGAUGUAGUCGUAUAAUCUACACAAUAAACUGGAUGCAUGUGGUUGCAAAUGCCAUGCUGGGCGUCAUCAUGAUCGCUCGGUUACAUGCCAUGCAUCAACGAUCCAGAAAGAUGUUCAUCUUUCUCAUCGUCAUCUUCCUGGCUGUCAACAUUCCCUGCGGGGUGAUCGCCGGAAUAGACACGAUGUAUGUUUCAGGAGGAACCACCAUGACCACGAUUGCUUUCGAAGAGCGCGUCCAUAUGUCAACUGGCAGUGAUAUGUAGGACGCACUUGCCGGGUAUCCUGCAGGGGGCGGGAAAAUCUUGUUUUAAAUGUAUACUAUAAUUGAUAUAUCCAAGAUCGCCCUUCGAGUAAAAUCCAGGUACAUUAGAGGAAAUGACGGUGGAGGACAAAAAGGUCGGGCCUCGCCUACUCGCCGAAAGAUAAUUAGCGCGCAAUGCCGCCAAGUAACACAUGGGACCUUGACUCGGAGACCUAAGUAUGUCAUUCCCGUCGCUUGUACGGAACCGUAUACAAACAUCGAGCCAAGAUUCUCAAGACAAACAAG
Molecule: messenger RNA, 1052 nt
Organism: Suillus paluster
Lineage: Eukaryota; Fungi; Basidiomycota; Agaricomycetes; Boletales; Suillaceae
Exons: 11
Coding region: 139-768 (209 amino acids)
Source: RefSeq, a predicted model, not a curated record